Brassica rapa (field mustard) is the source of this 4073-nucleotide messenger RNA. RefSeq names its product pentatricopeptide repeat-containing protein At4g32430, mitochondrial. The record is from RefSeq and is a predicted model, not a curated record. NCBI's taxonomy places the organism in Eukaryota, Viridiplantae, Streptophyta, Magnoliopsida, Brassicales, Brassicaceae. Gene Ontology annotation, biological process: RNA modification. Gene Ontology annotation, molecular function: RNA binding; protein binding.
AACACCUAGCUUCUUCUUCCGGUAGUUCACUAGUUAGAAUCCGGCAAGCUUCCUUCUUCUCAUGACCCUUUUGAGUUAUUUACACUGUACUCCCUCAAAGUCUUUUCCUUUUCGAGUUUUUCGCUAUCAUUUGAUUAGUGCGCACAAGCUGUUCGAUGGAAGUUCUCAAAGAAACGCAACAACGUACAUUAACCAUUCAAUCAGCGAAUCCUUACGUAAAAACUCUCCUUCGCAAGCACUUGCGAUCUUCACUAAGAAUCUCCAGCUGGGGUUAUCUGGUCGUAAUAUUGUAAACGAGGUCACUCUUUGCUUAGCUCUUAAAGCAUGUCGUGGAGACACGAAGCUUGGUUGCCAAGUCCACGGGUUCUCGAUAACCUCUGGUUUCACUUCCUUCGUCUGUGUUUCGAACGCUGUAAUGGGAAUGUACCGUAAAGCCGGUCGGUUUGACAAUGCUUUGUGCAUAUUUGAGAGUCUGGUUGAUCCUGAUGUUGUUUCUUGGAACACUAUACUCUCUGGGUUCGAUGAAGAUCAAGUUGCUAUGAGUUUCGUUGUUAGGAUGAGAUCUGCAGGAGUGGUUUUCGACGCGUUUACUUAUUCAACGGCUCUUUCCUUCUGUGUGGGGUUUGAAGGGUUUAGUUUAGGAUUACAGUUGCAUUCUAUUGUUGUGAAGACUGGUCUGGAGAGUGAUGUUGUGGUUGGGAACUCGUUUAUAACAAUGUACUCGCGUGGUGGAAGUUUCAGAGAUGCUAGGAGAGUCUUUGAUGAGAAGGUGGUUAAGGAUAUGAUUACGUGGAACUCUUUGUUGUCAGGACUUUCUCAAGGAGGUAAUCUCGGGUUUGAGGCGGUGCUUGUGUUUAGGGAGAUGAUGAGACAAGGUGUGGAGCUUGACCACGUGUCUUUUACUAGCGUGAUCACUACUUGUUGUCACGAAAAUGAUCUGAAGAUAGCUAGGCAGAUCCAUGGUCUGUGCUUAAAAAGAGGUUAUGCGACACUUGUUUCCGUUGGUAAUAUGUUGAUGACGAGUUACUGGAAGUGUGGGGUUGUAGAAGCUGCGAGAUCAGUGUUUUACGAGAUGAGCGAGAGGAAUGUUAUCUCUUGGACAACGAUGAUCUCCGCGAAUAAAGACGAUGCUGUGUCUAUCUUUCAUAAGAUGAGGUUAGAUGGAGUGUUCCCUAACGAGGUCACGUUUAUUGGUUUAAUCAACGCUGUUAAGUGCAAUGAGCAAAUCAAAGAAGGGGUCAAGAUGCACGGGAUAUGCAUCAAGACUGGUUUUGCUUCGAAACCAUCUAUUGGCAACAGUUUCAUCACAAUGUACGCCAAGUUUGAGGCUCUGGAGGACGCCAAGAAGGCGUUCGAUGAGAUAAAUGUCAAGGAGAUUAUCUCCUGGAACGCUAUGAUCUCUGGAUUUGCUCAAAACGGAUUCUCGCUCGAAGCUCUCAAGAUGUACUUAUCAGCAGCGGCGGAAGCAACGCCGAAUGAGUACACUUUCGGAAGUGUGCUAAACGCAAUAGCCUCUGCGGAGAAUAUUUCUCUGAGGCAUGGUCAGCGUUGCCAUGCUCAUAUACUGAAGUUGGGUUUAAACAGCUGUCCCGUUGUUUCGAGCGCGCUUCUCGAUAUGUACGCCAAGCGUGGGAGCAUCGAUGAGUCAGAGAAAGUCUUUGACGAGAUGUCUGAAAAGAACCAGUUUGUUUGGACAUCGAUAAUCUCGGCCUACUCAAGCCACGGGGAUUUUGAAUCGGUGAUGAGCUCGUUUCAGGAGAUGGUUAACCAGAACAUAGCACCGGAUCUGAUCACGUUUCUGUCUGUGUUGACAGCUUGUAAUAGAAAAGGUAUGGUGGACAAAGGGUAUGAGAUUUUCAGCUCGAUGACCAAAGACUACUGCCUCGAGCCGUCUCAUGAGCACUACUCGUGUAUGGUCGACAUGCUUGGCCGAGCCGGGAGGUUGAAAGAGGCAGAGGAGCUUAUGAUUGAGGUUCCUGGAGGACCAGGGGUGUCGAUGCUGCAGAGCAUGCUGGGGUCUUGUAGGCUGCACGGGAACUCUAAAAUUGGAGAGAAAGUGGCUGAGCUUGUUAUGGAGAUGGAACCGAAGUUGUCAGGUUCUUAUGUUCAGAUGUAUAACAUCCAUGCAGAGAUGGGACAGUGGGAAAAAGCUGCGGAGAUUAGGAGGAGGAUGAGGAAGAAAGAUGUGAAGAAAGAAAUAGGAACCAGUUGGGUUGAUUUUAUUGAUAGUGAAGGUUCUUUGACGACGAUAGGUUUCUCUUCAGGUGAUAAGUCUCACCCGAAGUCUGAUGAGAUUUAUGGAAUGGUGGAAACUCUUGGUUUGGAGAUGGAUUUGGAGGAGGAGGUUGCACGUUCAGGGCUUUUAUUCAGAGUUGUUUAAAGAAGGUUGAAGUUGAAAUCAAAAUCUAGAAACGUUAGUUGUAGGAACACACUGAGUGUGAGUAUACAUGAUUGAUUAUAUUUGUUUUUUUUCUUUCAUCUACUGUACCUGCAUCUGUUUUGUAAGAACUAGGCCUGAGCAUUUUGGAUACCAGUUCAUGUAUGGUAGUUCGGGUGGGGUUUAAAGCUUUAGAGGAUUUGUAUGAACAUGCAAAUUUUCGGUUUGGGUUGGUUUCGGUCGGUUUUUGAUAAUUUGGACGAUUCAAAUACUUUUGGAUAUCUUAAAGAUUUUAAAUUAUAAAUAUAUAUUUCUGGUUAUGUUAUAUGUCAGUAAUGUUUUAUAUAAUCCAGUACCUACUCGGUUUUUGGUUCGUAGUUCGCUUCGGUUGUUUCGAAAAUAAUAUAAAAACUGUUCAGAAUUUGAAAGUUUAGGUCUGGUUUUGGUUCUGUUCCGGUUUGUAUUUUUCAAUUCCAUAAACGGUUUAACAUGGUCUUCAGAGUUUGAAGUCAUUUACCGGUACGAUUGUUUGUUAAGCUAACGAAGCCAUAACAGAAUAUCUAUUCUAUUAAAAGAACAGUGUGACCAAUUGAUAAAAUGUUAUGUCCAAUUGAAAAAUAUAAGUGCAUCUAAAAUAUAAAUGUAUAACAUAAAAUAUAACUAUAUCUAAAAAAACGUAACCACCUUCCUGUUAAAAAAAACAUAACCACCUUCCAUAACCACUUAAGCUCCUAUUUUAUAGGCUAGGUAUAUGGCAACAAACAAUAAAUAUCGAACUCUGGUAUCUAAUUAUAUGGCCAAUAUACAAACCGAAUACUAUAAUUUAUUUAACGAGCGACACAUUAUGAUUAUCUUUGAAAGGCUAUACUAUAUAGUUCGUAUAUAUGCAUGCAAAAAAUAUAUAUGUUAAAAUGAGAAAUUUGAAAAGCAAGCACAAUCUAUAAAAACUAUAACAAACAACAAAGUAUAUUUUUGGAAGUAAAUUUAAGAUUACUAUUUAAGUUGAUAUUAUUAUGUAAGUAUUAUUUACAAAAAUAUAUACUUAUGAAAAGACCAGUUAUAGGAAAAGAUUUUAUGAUAGUCAAUAUUGAACCUCGCCAUCCAUCCAUGGAUGGUGUUCUUCGCUUAAUUGUUACUCUAGACGGUGAGGGUGACAGUUUUAGUUUAACGAGUUUUAAACAGGUUAUUCGAUUAAAAAUAUUUAGUAGAUGUGAUUUUACUUACAAUUAGUGAAGUACAUAUUAACCCACACACACAUAUAUAUAUAUAUAUAUUUAUAUAUAUAACAGAAUAUUUUAAAAAUAUAUUUUUUCAAAUAUUUUUCAAAAAAUUUCUUCGGUUUACGGUACUGGUUGGAUUUGAUAUUGGUUAUGGGAUAUAAACUUUGAGAACCGUCCGAAUAUAUACGCCAGGUCUAAUAGAGUAUGAGACUUUUAUUUCCGAGUCGAUUCCGAGUUGGGUUUUUUGGAUACGAAAUAUUCUUGAUUAGUUAUGUUUGGUAACUAAUAAGAAAAUAUAAUAUAUCACAAACUUUAGGAAUAAAGUGAAAAUAAUUUAUGAUAUGCAUAUGACACAAGUGUAUAGUUAUGCAACUUGACAUAUUUAAUAUAAUUACCAAAAUGAUAUUAAAUUAAUAUUAAACACAAAUAUGAUUACAAAAAAUAACAUAAAUAUAAAUAUCAAAUUUUACAAAAAA